AUGAGGAAUCGAAUAAUUGUUGUCUGUGUUUUCGUCUUGGUAAUUCCUUUUGCUGAUUUCACGAUUGUUGAAAAUUCCUCCAAGUCGAACAUAGGCGCAGAUUCUGAUGACGUAGAAAAAGCUGGUCGUAUUUUAAACGAUUUUCACGAUAUAUUUAAAUAUGUCACUAGUAAUGUCGCUCGAUUGAUGCUUCCCGUCAUGUUGAAAAUUACUGAAGAUGUAAACGUCUCUCGCUCGUGUAUCGAAGGUGGGAUGCGUUUAUUAGAAGAUUUAAAGCAAAAUAAAGGGUGGACUCUACAAUUGAUUGAUUCUUUCGGGAAACCAUUUGGAAUAAUUAGAGGAAAAUUUUGGUUACACGGAGAUUACGAUCAAUGCUUGAAUAUUGAAGCUAUAGAGGAUAAGACCAGAAAAAAUGAAGAAAAAUUAAACACUAUAUAUGGAAAAUUUUGUGCAUUAACUAUUGGAUUUAAUUCAUAUGAAUUCAGUGAUGUGCCAGUAGAUAACAAUACUAAAAAUAUACUUAACAUGAUGAAAGAUUUUGUUAAACCGUUUCCAUUGAGAAAAUUAUUUGAAAUGGCCAAUUACUCCAAAGUAAUAUUUCGUGUUGAUAUUUGUAUACCGAGCACGUGUAGUCAAGAAGAUAUAGAAAAUAUUCUUCACUGGGCAAUGAAAGAUUCUUACAGAGCAGAGGUGAAAUUCUGCAAAGUGAAAGACGAUAAGAUUCGCCUGUCUACAAGUCAAAUAAUUUGCAUAGCUGCAAUCAGCGUCUUUAUAACGUGGGUUUUUAUUGGAACAUUCCUGGAGAUUCUGAUUAUACAGAAUAUAGUUAAUGUUCCUUGUGAUAAAGAGUGUUAUUUUGAAAACUAA
Messenger RNA from Centruroides sculpturatus (bark scorpion), 867 nucleotides. RefSeq lists its product as uncharacterized. The record is from RefSeq and is a predicted model, not a curated record. The transcript is spliced from 6 exons. Lineage: Eukaryota; Metazoa; Arthropoda; Arachnida; Scorpiones; Buthidae. The coding region runs from base 1 to 867 and encodes 288 amino acids.